AAGAGACGCUGCUUAAUCCUUUCUACAACUAGCACAGAAGGCAUAUCAUCACAAUGGCUACUGCAGGAAAAAUUAUACAAUGCAGAGCAGCAGUUGCUUGGAGUCCAAAUCAGCCUCUUACAAUUGAAGAAGUGGAGGUUCAACCACCGAAAGCUCAUGAAGUCAGAAUAAAGAUAGUUAGCUCGGGAAUAUGUCGGACAGAUGACCAUGUUAUUCAGGGGAACAUGAAAAAUAUAGAUUUUCCAGUUAUUCUCGGCCAUGAAGGAGCUGGAAUAGUUGAAAGUGUUGGUGAACAUGUGACAGACCUUAAACCAGGGGACAAGGUAAUCCCACUAUGUAUGCCUCAGUGUGGAAAAUGCAGUUCUUGCAUUAACCCAAACACCAACUGCUGUCUAAAAACACACAUUAGUGUAGCCCAAAAUGUUAUGCCUGAUAAAACAACAAGGUUCUCAUGCAAGGGGAAGGUUGUGUAUCAUUUUUUAUGGACAAGUACUUUUUCAGAAUAUACUGUAGUACCCAUUGACGCUGUUGCAAAGAUUGACGACAGAGCACCACUAGACAAGGCAUGUCUGUUUGGUUGUGGAUUUCCAACUGGAUAUGGAGCAGCUGUAAAUACAGCCAAGGUAACACCUAGUUCUACUUGUGCCAUAUUUGGUUUAGGAGCCAUUGGGCUGUCAGCCAUUAUAGGCUGCAAAUUAUCUGGAGCUUUAAGAAUAAUAGCCAUAGAUAUCAACAGUAGCAAGUUUGAAAAGGCAAUGGCCUUUGGCGCCACUGAAUGCAUAAACCCUAAGGAUUACAGCAAACCGAUAGAGGAGGUGAUAAUGGAAAUGACAGGGCUUGGAGUCCAUUAUUCUUUCGAGUGUAUAGGAAAAACAGACGUCAUGAGAGCUGCAUUGGAGUGUACUCACAUGGGAUAUGGAACCAGCGUGAUCAUAGGCGAUGCACCCCCAGAUGCACACAUAACUUUUGAUCCAUAUCUACUGUUCACAGGUCGUACAUGGAAAGGAAGCAUAUUUGGAGGUUGGAAAAGCAAAGACCAUAUUCCCAGAUUGGUUUCUGAUUACCUGUCACAUAAAUUUAAUCUGGAUGGAUUGGUGAGCCACACCUUGCCAUUUCACCGCAUCAAUGAGGGGUUUCACCUUUUGCAAUCUGGGCAGAGACAGACAGAAACCUUGUCAGCGACAGUAACUAGUCGGAAGACUGUUCCACUCUCCUCUUCUCAGCAUAGCCACAGCGCUGUUGAGAUGACGUCAGGGCUGGCACGCUGGAUGAUAGCGCAGCCGACGUGCCUGCGCACAGCACGUUCGUUACACUCGUGCUUCUCGGCGGCCACUGCACCAGAGCAUUCGUACAAUCUUGAUGUUUUGAACUGAAGGUCUUGCAUAUGUCUGGAAUUAUCCUUUCUGCACAUUAGAAGAAAACUGGAAUAUUUCUGUUUAAUUCAUUCCAUAAAUUAGUAAUGUUGUUUUUAUCCAAUUAAUAUAAUAAACGUUAUAAACUCACUGUGGUAA
This is a messenger RNA of Hyla sarda, 1511 nucleotides long. Its product is annotated as alcohol dehydrogenase 1-like. The transcript is spliced from 10 exons. Gene Ontology annotation, biological process: retinol metabolic process; retinoic acid metabolic process. Gene Ontology annotation, molecular function: all-trans-retinol dehydrogenase (NAD+) activity; zinc ion binding. NCBI's taxonomy places the organism in Eukaryota, Metazoa, Chordata, Amphibia, Anura, Hylidae. The record is from RefSeq and is a predicted model, not a curated record. Bases 54 to 1373 code for a protein of 439 amino acids. Gene Ontology annotation, cellular component: cytosol.